GUUAGCAGCAGGUGCGCUUGUGUGUUGCAAAAAUGGCGCGCUGGGGUGACGAUAAGACGUUACAGUUUGUUAUUCUAUACCGAAAUCAUGAAUGCCUGUGGAACCCAAAGUCUUCGCAGUAUAAAAACAAUAUUUUGAGAAACAAUGCGUAUGAAGAUAUGAUAAUGAAGAUGAAUGACCCUACGUUAAGUUUGAAAAGUUUAAAAACAAAAAUCAAGAACCUGAGGUCGGUUUACCACAAUGAACUAAAAAAAAUUGAACAUUCCAAGCGAUCAGGCUCUGGCACCGCUGAGGUAUACAACCCGUCCACGUCAUGGUUCCAUGAAAUGCAUUCUUUUCUGGGAGACACUGGUGACUACAGGACAUCUAUUGAGUUGAAUGUAGAAGAUUCAUCGCAAGAUUCACAAUCAAGUGAUCCUGUUUCCAAUUCCAACCCGAUGACGCCACAGUCCGUGUCACUGAACGUGUCAUCACCCUCGCCUAGUCUAACUACGGAAGACCGACCACAAUCGCGUUCCUCUAGUAACCCAUCAAAACGGCGUAAAAAAGGAGUCUUGGAAGAAGGAUCAAUUACAUGUGCGCUCGAUCGCUUGGAAAAUCUAACUUCUGUUAUAAAUAGACCGACGGAAUACGACGAAUUCCAUUAUUUUGCUCAAAAUGUUGCAGCUCAAUUGCGAGCCCUGCCAUUGUACGCGGCAUUAGAUUUACAAACUGAGAUCCAAACACUUCUGAUUGCAGCAAGACGUCAACACCUAUACCCAAACAUGUCUCCCUUUACACAAAAAAUGAUUUACACACCUCCUACCACAAAUAUAUUACCAACAAUGACUUACACACAUUCUACGACAAAUCAACAAACAAAGACACACACACUGCCUAAUACACAUACACCAACAAUAACUUACACACCUCCUACGAUAAAUACACAAACAAUGACUGACACUCCUCCUAUCACAAAUAUACAAACAAUGACUAACAUACCUCCCACUACAAAUACACAAAUCAUGACUGACACACCUUCUACUACAAAUACACAGGCAAUGACUUAUACUGAUUUGUUGACCAAAGCAUGGGAACAGUGUUGAACCAUAGCAUAGAAAAAUUGUGUUAGAUACCUACUC
This is a messenger RNA of Acanthoscelides obtectus, 1121 nucleotides long. The record is from the annotation of a GenBank genome assembly. Lineage: Eukaryota; Metazoa; Arthropoda; Insecta; Coleoptera; Chrysomelidae.